AUGGAAUCACAGAAGAAUUCAUCACAAAACGAUAUAUCAUCAAACGAUGCACCACAGAACAAUGAAUUACAGAAUGAUGAUUCACAGAACAAUGCCUCAAAGAACGCUGCAUCACAGAAUGAUGAUUCACAGAACAUUGAAUCACAGAACAAUGGAUCACAGAACGAUACAUCACAAAACAAUGAAUCACAGAACAACGCAUCACAGAACAAUGCAUCCCAGAUCAAUGGUUCACAGAACUAUGCAUCACAAGACGAUAAUUCACAGAACUAUGUAUCACAGAACAAUAACGAUGCAUUACAGAAAGAUGCAUCACAGAACUAUGUAUCACAGAGCAACGACUCACAGAAUGAUGUAUCACAGACCAGUGCAUUACAAAACGAUGCAUUACAGAACAAUGUAUCACAGAACGAUGAUUCAAAGAACUAUGCAUCGCAGAACAAUGCAUCACAGAACAAUGCAUCACAGAACGAUGAUUCACAGAGCUAUGCAUCACAGAGCAAUGAUUCACAGAAUGAUAAUAAUGCAUCACAGGACGAUGAUUCACACCGCUAUGCAUCACAGAGCAAUUAUUCACAGAACGAUGCAUCACAGAACUAUGCGGCACAGAACAAUGAAUCACAGAACCGUGCAUCGCAGAAGUAUGAAUCUCUAAAUGAUGCGUCACAGAACCAUGCGUACAACGCUAUAUCACAGAACAAUGCAUCACAAAACAAUGCAUCACAGAGCAAUGUAUCACAGAACGAUGUAUCACAAAAAGAUGCAUCACAGAAUGAUACAUCACAGAACAAUGUAUCACAGGACAAUGUAUCACAUAACGAUACAUCACAGAAUGACGCAUCACAGAACAAUGUAUCACAGAACGAUGUAUCACAGAGCAAUGUAUAUCAGAACGAUGCAUCACACAACAGUAUGUCACAGAACGAUGUAUCACAGAACAUUGAAUCACAGAGCAAUGCAUCACAGAACGAUGAUUCACAGAACGAUGCAUCACAGAACAAUGUAUCACAGAACUAUGCAUAGCAAAACAAGGUAUCUCAGAACAAUGUAUCACAGAACUAUGUAUCACAGAACAAUGAAUCACAGAACGAUGCAUCACAGAACAAUGUAUAA
Molecule: messenger RNA, 1113 nt
Organism: Liolophura sinensis
Lineage: Eukaryota; Metazoa; Mollusca; Polyplacophora; Chitonida; Chitonidae
Product: GATA zinc finger domain-containing protein 14-like
Exons: 3
Source: RefSeq, a predicted model, not a curated record